AUGUCUCGCACCCAAAUCGCCACACUCGAAAAAUUAUGUGGAAGGCAGGAGACUUUCACUAAAUCCGAGGCUCUCUUUCACUCAGCCGUCGCCAAGACCGGUCCAGGAUCGGGAUACUCCCUCGGUGACGCGUCCGUGGGUCUGCCUGCUAUAUGUGCAUACAUCGCGUCGCUAGAGUUAGGCAACGGCGACGUGUCCGAAAAGGUAGCACAAACCGCAUCUUGCGUAACCGUCAAGCAAUUCAAAACCGCUGUCCAAACCGUCCGUGCUGCACUUGCUGCUGCCGCCGCACCGAGUCAAGAAUUGGAGACCGCGCUCUCCUACGAUUCCCUCAUGCGGAAGUACCACGUUGGCAGGAAACGCUUCGUGCACGACUGUCUUUGCGAUGUCGAGAAAGCUCUUGUCGCGAGUCGAGAGCUGCCCCCCGACCUACACCCUCCAUGUGAUGCUGUUACUGUUGCUGUGUUCUACUGGACGUGUGCUGUAGUCUUGAAAAUGAAAAGGAAGAACAUCCAGCCGGAGGUAGUCUUGCGAGAGCGCGGGCUCGUGCGGGAUGACUACGACGAGAUCAUUGACAUCCUCCAGACCUCAUGCCAAGACGUUGCGCUCAAGGUCGACGCUAAAGUGGCCGAGCUGCGAAAAGAGGUUCCAACGCCCACUGCCGGCCCAUCCGCGUCCACAUCUUCUGCCACCGCCACACCCAACGUCUCGCCCACCAAGUCACCGACCAAGUCCGCACUGAAGACCAGACCCCUCGACGCGUCACCGACGAAGACCCCCACGCACAAGCGCAAGGUGGCGUUCCACGACCUCGCCACGGACGAGGACCAGAGCGUGCUCGAAACACCCACGAAGAAGCGCCGCACCUCCCCAGCGAAACCGGUUCUUCCUCAACUCUCUGUCUUGCCAGUGCCUGUGUCCACACGCCCGAGCCGUUCCCCGACGAAGCGCGGCCCGUUUCCCGACAGCGCGACGUCCUCGUCACGAGCCAUGCUCAACCCCCUGCAAACCUCAGAAGAAGACCUCGAUCGCUCGCAGCAGCCCGCGUUCCCUCUCGUCGCAUCUGCUGACUUCUCCGGCCAGGGCCCUUCCACUCCCCGCCGCCGGGCGCCCCAGACGCCAACCAGCGCCCGCCGUGCCAGCUCAAACGGUUUAGAGACCCCAACCAGCGUCAGCCGCAUGGGGAGACAAGCUCCACGCCUAGAGAUCUUAGACGAGCCUCCCCGACCGCGAUUCCGACCGGUGUAUCUUGAUCAUAGACAGUGGGUCUCGCGAGAUCCGCGAAUCGAGCGGGAGUGGAGGCUGGUGGAGGAGUUCAGACGCAGCCUAGUUGUGAGUAAUCGUGCGGAAGUUGGUGCGUGA
Messenger RNA from Sparassis crispa, 1362 nucleotides. RefSeq lists its product with no specific name. The coding region runs from base 1 to 1362 and encodes 453 amino acids. The transcript has 3 exons. The record is from RefSeq and is a predicted model, not a curated record. Lineage: Eukaryota; Fungi; Basidiomycota; Agaricomycetes; Polyporales; Sparassidaceae.